AUGGAGAUAGAGGAGUUGGAUUAUGUGUUGGUGCCUGUUGGUAUUUUGGUGUUGUUAAUGUAUCAUGUUUGGCUUCUCUAUACUAUACUCCGACAGCCAUCUAGUACUGUUAUUGGUUUGAAUGCUCAGACUCGUUACCAGUGGAUUCUUUUCAUGAUGUCUGAUCCGUUGAAAAACGGUGUUUUGGCAGUUCAAACGAUUCGCAACAAUAUAAUGGCGUCAACUCUUCUAGCUACAACAGCGAUCACACUAAGUUCACUUAUUGGAGUUUUUGCCAGCAAUGACUCAGAAACCAAACUAGUCUAUGGCAACAAAACUUCUCUAAACUCGUCGAUAAAACGCCUUUCUAUCUCGCUAUGUUUCCUCGUUGCGUUUCUAUGUAAUAUGCAAUCUAUAAGAUACUAUGCACAUGUGAGUUUCUUAAUCACCACACCCGCAAUCAAAGGCAAAAAGGAUUUCACUGAAUACGUUGCGAGAACAUUGAACCGCGGAAGUUAUUCUUGGUCUCUCGGCUUAAGAGCUUUCUACUUGUCGAUUCCUCUAGUCCUAUGGAUUUAUGGUCCAAUACCUAUGUUUGUUUGUUCUUGCUUCACAUCAUUUCUUUUGUACUUCUUGGAUACAACAACUCAAAUCACAAGAGAUCUUCACAAUAAGUCGUUUAGAGAUAAGGAAAGUAGUACUCAGGAAGUGGAUGCAGCAGCAUAG
Messenger RNA from Lathyrus sativus (Indian pea), 705 nucleotides. Lineage: Eukaryota; Viridiplantae; Streptophyta; Magnoliopsida; Fabales; Fabaceae. The record is from the annotation of a GenBank genome assembly.